AUGGCUUUCCAGUCACCUCGCCAUUCUCAGAGCUUCUACCAAUAUGAUGCAUCUACCCCUCCACCACCCCCACCAAAGCCAGGCAAUUCAAGUGGAACAGCGACACCAUCAACAGGUCCUCCACUACCGCCGCCACCGCCUGGCCAUUCUCAAUCGAAUGGCGGUUCUCAAUUGACUUACUCUCAAAACGAGCCCCAGGUCGAUCCAUAUCAGCUAGCCGUCCAACCGCCCAAUGAUGGCUGGUUGCCUGAUCUUGUCCGAGACAAAGCAACAAAAGAUCUCCACCAUAUAUUGCAGAGUCCCGAUCUGCAGCACGCCAUCAUACACGACCCAGACACGGCACAUGGCUCGCUUCAAGCAUCGACAGCACCGUUGAAGGCACUCCUCACACAGAACAUUCAACUUGCAGAGUCACUGAAGCAACUUGAGGCACACGUACAGCACCAGCGUGACGGCACCCAAUCACGCCUGCUGUCUCUCCGAGCCCUAGAACGCCAAUGGAAAGCUAAGCAAGCAGAGCAGGACGAAGCUUUACGAGAGUUCAGCCCACCAGCGCUGUACCAGCGUUUAAACGCUGCAGUCAGUGAGCAAGAAGCUUUGUGUCGAGGUCUCGAAGAGAGCUUUUUGGAGGGAGAGGGGGUAGGCGGAAACGACGCGGUUGCUAGUGAACGAGAAGUGAUCGAUUUCGUGAGACGCAUAAGAGACGGACGGAAAGUCGCCUACCUGAGGGCAGAGCGCAAGGAAAGAUGGGAUGAGGGCCGAGUUGGUGGAUGGCGGUGA
This is a messenger RNA of Ascochyta rabiei, 780 nucleotides long. RefSeq lists its product as uncharacterized. The coding region runs from base 1 to 780 and encodes 259 amino acids. The record is from RefSeq and is a predicted model, not a curated record. Gene Ontology annotation, biological process: protein targeting to membrane; protein targeting to vacuole; ubiquitin-dependent protein catabolic process via the multivesicular body sorting pathway. The transcript is spliced from 2 exons. Gene Ontology annotation, cellular component: ESCRT I complex. Lineage: Eukaryota; Fungi; Ascomycota; Dothideomycetes; Pleosporales; Didymellaceae.